Messenger RNA from Stylonychia lemnae, 675 nucleotides. NCBI's taxonomy places the organism in Eukaryota, Ciliophora, Spirotrichea, Sporadotrichida, Oxytrichidae. The record is from the annotation of a GenBank genome assembly.
AUGAAGUUGGAGAGCAUCAGAGAUCUUGAACUCAUCAUCUACUAUGUAGACGACAAGAUAGUAUGUGCAGCCUUCGUAAAGUUUCUCAAGUAGGUACCAGCACAACAAACUACUCACUAUUGCAUCGUGUACUUCAUACACACUCAAUAGGAAUACAGGAAAGCAUUCAAAGAAUUUAUCAAGGAUCUAGGGUUCACAUGUGCUAAUAAUGACUUUCAUAAAUGGAAGCGGGAUUGGUAUUCAUUGAUGUAAUUGAAAAUUAGCAGCAAAGGAGAACCACAGUUUGAAUGGUUCCAGAUGUUUAAAUUAAUAUACGAUAAAGAGAUUCCUAAAGAAUAAACGCCAACACUGAUUUAAAAUGAAGAAGUGAAGAACGACUGUUACUAGGUUGAACUACCGAAAAAAGUGCAAACAUUAACUGGCCAAGGCAUGCUAAAAGUCAUACAACGAAAGAUAUGCCUAAAGAAUCAGUCUGUUUUGUUGCUUGUAGAAGUGCUGAGUGUGAUAUAUGUCCUCUAAGUAAUUAUUUUACUAAAGCCAGUCACAUAGUCAAAUGGUACCAAUGACAAGCUAGUUACCUUGUCAAACUAUACAAAUCUUAACUUAAAGUCACCCAAACAGAUAUUAAGCAUGGUAAACAUAAAAUAUAAACUUGUUCCAUGUGUAUAGAAGUGA